UGGCACCAGAACGAGUAAACGACAGGAUCUGCUCAACGCAAUGGGUUCCAUGUACACAGCAGUUCUAUUCAUUAGAAUCGAAAAUGUUGCAUCUGUGCAGCCAGUGGUGGCCAUUAAACGAACGAUCUUCUACAGAGAGCGGGCUGCUGGAAUGUACUCGGCUUUGCCAUAUACGUUUGCACAGGUUGCAUUCAACGUUCCAUAUAUCUUGGUUCAGACUCUAAUAUACUCUGUCAUUGUCUACGCCAUGAUUGCAUUCGAGUGGACUGUUGCCAAGUUUUUCUGGACUGUUUUCUUCAUGUUCUUCACAUUGCUCUACUUUACAUACUACGAGAUGAUGGCGGUUGGCAUAACUCCUAAUCAUGACAUUGCUGCGAUAGUUUCAUCUGCUUUUUAUGUGAUAUGGAAUCUCUUCGCAGGAUUCCUAAUUCCCCGACUUAGAAUCCCAAUAUGGUGGAGAUGGUUAUAUUGGGCAUGUCCCGUUGCAUGGACCUUGUAUGGAAUGGUCGUUUCUCAGUUUGGCGACUUGGAAACUCCUAUGGAGGAGAAUGGCGUAACGGUGAAGGUCUUCACAGAGGACUAUUUUGGAUUCAAACACAGCUUCUUGGGAGCAGUUGCUGGUGCUAUUAUUGGGUUUACAGUGCUCUUUGCCACUAUCUUUGCUUUUUCAAUUAAGGUGUUGAACUUCCAGAGAAGAUGAUUGAAUGUUGUGGAUCAUAUGAGGCCCAUCUUAAGGCAUUUGGGCUGCUACUAUAUAGACUUUUUAUAAUGU
Messenger RNA from Magnolia sinica, 772 nucleotides. RefSeq names its product ABC transporter G family member 36-like. NCBI's taxonomy places the organism in Eukaryota, Viridiplantae, Streptophyta, Magnoliopsida, Magnoliales, Magnoliaceae. The coding region runs from base 41 to 700 and encodes 219 amino acids. The transcript has 4 exons. The record is from RefSeq and is a predicted model, not a curated record. Gene Ontology annotation, molecular function: ABC-type transporter activity. Gene Ontology annotation, cellular component: membrane.